Molecule: messenger RNA, 949 nt
Organism: Notechis scutatus (mainland tiger snake)
Lineage: Eukaryota; Metazoa; Chordata; Lepidosauria; Squamata; Elapidae
Source: RefSeq, a predicted model, not a curated record
GUCCUCCCCCCACCCGCCCAUUACUGCUACUGGCCCCGGAGGGCACCGAGUCCGCAGCCGGUCCUUUUAACACUUUCCUCUUUCUUCCUUUUUCUUUCUUUUUUUCUUCUUUCUUUCUUCCCCCCUUUUGCUUUCUCUCCUCCGCUGCCCCUGCGAAGUUUCCGCGCCCGGCGCUGGGAUGGCUAUGCCCAAAGCGGAAGGGCGCCACGUCCUCCAACGGUAAGCAGGACGGCUGGGGCUGCAGACCAUGGACUCACUGAGACGGGCAGAGGUGUGAAAAUGUCGAGCGGCAACCGGUCCCUGGUGGUGGACUUCAUUGCCUACAAGCUGGCGCAGCGGGGCCACAGCUGGCGCGAGAUUGAGGGGGACGGCGAGGAGCGGACGGAGCUGUCCGGCGAGAUGGGCGGCGGCGGCGGCGGCAGCGGUGUCCUGAACGGCGGGAGCCCCUCCUGGCACCCCAGCCCCAGCCCGGUGGUCAACGGGGCAGCCAGCAUCCACCCGGCUCUGCUGGAAGAGCUGAGCGACGGCCCCCAGGAGGCGGUGAGGCAGACGCUGCGGGAAGCCGGGGACGAGUUCGAACUGCGCUACCGGCGGGCCUUUAGCGACCUGACCUCGCAGCUCCACAUCACCCUGGGCACGGCUUACCAGAGCUUCGAGCAGGUGGUGAACGAACUUUUCCGGGACGGGGUGAACUGGGGGCGGAUUGUGGCCUUUUUCUCCUUCGGAGGGGCCCUGUGCGUGGAGAGCGUCGACAAGGAAAUGCGGGGCCUGGUGGGAAGGAUCGCCACCUGGAUGGCCACGUACCUGACGGAGCACCUGGACCCCUGGAUUCAAGACAACGGAGGCUGGGUAAGUCUUUGGCUAAACUUGCAGGGUGGUAGAGGUCUCCAGCCUUGGGCCCUUUUUAAAGCCUGGAGGACUUCAAUUCCCAGAAUCCCCCAGCCAGCAA